AUGAAGAAGCCUACGGUCCUGUUAGGUGAGCUUAGCGGGUUUUGGUUGAUGUCAAGUCGGAACCUUAAAUUUUUACGUGUUGGGUUGCCAUUUUUCUCAAUUGUUCUUGGUGGCGCUUACGGUCUACAUUACUUUCAACAAGUCCGGUACGAUUUUCGCAAACUGAGACAGCAGGACUCCAACCUUGAGCAUCUGAGAUCUGAAUUGGAAAAAAGCGGUCUUAAUCUUCGUAAAGACGUAACAGUCGAUAGCGUCUACAAGGAGGUAGCAGUUCUUGAUACGGAGAACUGGGAAAAUAUCAGAGGGCCUCGUGAGGACGAAGACAUCAAGGAGUAUCUGAGGGUCAACGUAAGCAAGAACUUGAUGGCUGAGCAGAUUCCCGAGGAUCAGCUUCCGAGAGCUCCUUCCAGCGCGAAUCUUGACAUUAGUGAUAAUCCGCCAGAACCUGAUAACGCUUCCAUUCGUGCUGAAAGAGGUUUGCUUUCUUUUUUGGAAAGUUGGUGA
Messenger RNA from Cooperia oncophora, 504 nucleotides. NCBI's taxonomy places the organism in Eukaryota, Metazoa, Nematoda, Chromadorea, Rhabditida, Trichostrongylidae. The record is from the annotation of a GenBank genome assembly.